Messenger RNA from Gongylonema pulchrum, 162 nucleotides. Lineage: Eukaryota; Metazoa; Nematoda; Chromadorea; Rhabditida; Gongylonematidae. The record is from the annotation of a GenBank genome assembly.
AUGGGUAGCUCGGAGUAUGAGACAAUAAGGGAAACGGAGAAGCAGUACAGUCAGACUGAUCUAUCCACCAGAGUGCAGUUGCUAUUCCAGUUGUCCCUCGAUCGAACGGCGGAAGCCGAGGUGAGCCGCAUCACAGUCUGUAAUAUCCGAGGGUGCCUGUAA